GUAAUAUUACAAGGCACAAGCCCCAUUCCUUUCUGAAUUUCAUUUAAUUAUUAUUUUUCUUCCUUUUGAAAAAACAAUCUUCUUCCACCUUUUUCCCUCCUCUCUCUCUCUAUUUUCUCUCGUUUUCUCGCUCUUGACCAGGGACUGAACCCCACCAAUCCCAAUACUCUCUCUUUGUCUCUCUCUCUCUCUCUCUCUCUCUCGAAAAUGCAAGAUAUAUUUGAAUCAGUACGCCGAUCGCGAGUAUUUCGAACAGCCCCACCAGACAAUGAAGAAUCACCACCGUCACCAUCACCAUCAACAUCACCAUUGGCUUCAUCAACCCUAGUGGACAAGUUCAAUUCUUGCAUUGGCAAAUCCAGAGUCUUCUCGAAAUCCUCUCUUCCACUGCCACCCAUCCGAUGGCGAAAGGGCGAGUUGAUUGGAUGCGGGGCGUUCGGGCAUGUCUAUAUGGGCAUGAAUCUUGAUUCAGGGGAGCUGCUAGCAGUGAAGCAGGUUCUGAUUGCAGCAAAAAGUGCUUCAAAGGACAAAGCCCAGGCUCACAUCAGAGAGCUUGAGGAAGAAGUGAAGCUUCUAAAAAAUCUCUCUCAUCCAAACAUUGUUAGAUAUUUGGGUACAGUGAGGGAGGAGGAAACCUUAAAUAUUUUGUUGGAAUUUGUGCCUGGUGGAUCAAUAUCUUCACUUCUGGGGAAAUUUGGAUCUUUCCCUGAGGCUGUUAUAAGAACAUACACAAAGCAAUUAUUACUAGGGCUGGAGUAUUUGCACAAAAAUGGAAUCAUGCACAGGGACAUUAAGGGGGCAAAUAUUCUUGUAGAUAAUAAAGGGUGCAUUAAACUUGCAGAUUUUGGUGCAUCCAAACAGGUUGUUGAGCUGGCUACUGUUUCAGGUGCCAAGUCUAUGAAGGGUACUCCAUAUUGGAUGGCUCCUGAAGUCAUUCUCCAGACUGGGCAUAGCUUCUCUGCCGAUAUAUGGAGUGUUGGAUGUACUGUAAUUGAGAUGGCCACUGGAAAGCCUCCUUGGAGUCAACAGUACCAAGAGGUUGCUGCUCUCUUCUAUAUCGGGAAAACAAAGUCUCAUCCACCAAUCCCUGAACAUCUCUCUGUUGAAGCAAAAGAUUUUCUGCUGAAAUGCUUGCAACAGGAGCCAAAUUUGAGGCCUUCUGCGUCUGAAUUGCUGCAGCAUCCUUUUGUAACUGGUGACCAAGUCAAAUCUCAUCCUCUUCAUACUUCUGUCAUGGAAAAUUCCGAAACCCCUUCUCUGUCAAGCGUCGCAAUCCUGGAAACCUCUAAAAUGUCAGCCUGCCCUGACUCAACACAUAUUUGUAAUCUGGAUAUUCUGCGCUGCACAGCUGAAUAUCCUGUGAAAUCACCAGAAAAUAAACAUAUUUGGGGACUGAAUAACAGUGAUGAUGACAUGUGUCGGAUUGACAAAGAUGAAUUUACCAUGGGGGAAAUCAAGUCCAGUUCUUUGAUUCCUGAGAACCUCAAGAGUUUUAACCCCAUUUCUGAACCCUCCAAUGACUGGGGGAGCAAAAUGGAUGGAAGACCAGAAUUGGAACAGAGGGGUACAAAUUUGGACACCGAUGAACAGAUUUCUGAGCCUGCUAGCUGCUCUGGAGUUUCUGGCGAGGGGGACAAAGAUUUUUCCUUUUCCCAUGGACAGUUACUUUCUGUGGAUGAUGAUGAACUUACCGAGUCAAAAAUUCAAGCCUUUUUGGACGAGAAGGCUCUUGAGCUGAAGAAACUGCAAACGCCUCUAUAUGAAGAGUUUAACAACAGUUUGUUAACCUGCUCGCCAAGUUUUGUCAAGAGCACAUGUGAUGAGGCUACCCCAAAGUACUUGAAAUUGCCCCCAAAAAGUAGGUCACCAAGUCAAGGUUCAACUGGUGUUCCAUCUCCAGCAGUUGAUGCUCUUAAUACAGGAAGCCCAGGAAGUAAUAGCAGGUGUGUGUCAAAUAAUAUCAAUGCAAGUGAUCACAGUUCACAGGACAUCCGUUCUUCUCCACUCAAUGAUUGGAAAAAGCGUCUAGUUGAUGAUCAGCAAGAACCAAGUAGCCCAAGUAUGAGCUUUUCGGAGAGACAGAGGAAGUGGAAGGAAGAGCUUGAUCAAGAACUAGCGAGAAAACGAGAGAUGAUGCGCCAAGCAGGUGUGGGAGGGAAAACAUCGUCACCAAAGGAUCGAGCUCUAAAUCGGCAGAGAGAACGGACGAGGUUUGCAUCCCCGGACAGAUAAUUCGUGCCUGAAUGUUUGUGCUGGUUCAUUGAUGGUUGAAUUUUCCCACCAGGCGUUCCACACGACCUGCAGUUUUGGCCAGUGGUAUACUAAUACUUGAGGUUGCCAGUUUGCCAGCUUUGAAUGAAUCCAUUAUGCAUCUCGCGUACUAUUCAAUUACUGUUGUUCAUACCAUGAAUCAGUCCUUUCAUUAGUGAGGCCUGGCUAGUGUGUAUGUUGAUGCUCCAUGUAAAGCAUUGUUGAAGGUGGCGUUUUGGAAUAAUUGUGUUUUGUAAUGCUGGUUGGUCCUUGAUAAUUGUCUUUUUCUGAAUUUGGUCUCAAAUGCAUAGAAAUUGUAAUACUAAUAUAGAGAUAUAAUAUGGUCAUAAACAGAAUGGCCUAAAAAAACAUUUUAUUAUGCCACUCUUUCUGUGAUAACUUGUGUUGAAUG
This is a messenger RNA of Juglans regia (Persian walnut), 2662 nucleotides long. Its product is annotated as mitogen-activated protein kinase kinase kinase NPK1-like. NCBI's taxonomy places the organism in Eukaryota, Viridiplantae, Streptophyta, Magnoliopsida, Fagales, Juglandaceae. Gene Ontology annotation, biological process: protein phosphorylation. The record is from RefSeq and is a predicted model, not a curated record. The transcript is spliced from 17 exons. The coding region runs from base 208 to 2232 and encodes 674 amino acids. Gene Ontology annotation, molecular function: ATP binding; protein kinase activity.